GCAAGUCCAGCAGUUCCCCUAAAAUUUCUCCCCUAUAUCUCAAAACAGGGGAUUCCCCUAAAAAGAUUCUCCCCUAAAAAUUGCUCAACUCCAGCAGUUCCCCUAAACAUCUCCCUUAUUCUAUAUUUUAAGAAUAUUUCAUAACUACCAACGGCUAGUUUCCAACGGCUAGUUUUCCAACGGCUAGUUUCAGCCCUAUAAAUACAUGAUCACCCCUCAUAUCUAUCACAAUCCUGAUCGUGCCUCCUCUUCUACUUCUCUUGCGCCAUCUCUCUGCCAUCUCUCCACAACGAAAUGAGUCACCGUCGAAGUUUGGCCCGACAGUUUUGCGAAGAUUCCUCCUCCGAAGAUGAGAAACUCAUGAUGGCUGCAAUUGUAGCAGAGGAAGAAGAAGCCCGGUUGGAUGCUCCACGACAUGGAGGUUCACAACCGGGACGUCAAUCUCUUCAGCGCGAUUUUGCGGAACGCUUUCAGAAUCUCCACAAGGACUAUUUUGCAGAGAACCCCACCUUCAAGGCAAGGAUGUUUCGCAAUAGGUAUAGAAUGCAUCGUCCUCUUUUUCUGCGCAUAGCAAGUGCUAUAGAGGCACAUGAUAGCUAUUUUUCCCUGAGAAGAAAUAGUGCUGGUGUUCCUGGUUUACAUCCUUAUCAAAAAUUGACCUCAGUAUUUCGAAUCCUAGCUUAUGGGAUAGCAGCUGAUCUUACUGAUGAGUAUUGUCGGCUAGCAAAGUCCACCGCUUUAGAAAAUCUUAGAAGAUUUGUGCGUGCUGUGAUCGAGGUCUUUGGGGGUCAAUACCUGAGAUCUCCAAAUGCUGAAGAUACUGCUAGAUUACUUGCAAUUGGAGAGCAAAGGGGGUUUCCGGUUGAAGGGCAUGCUCCAGAAGUGAAUUAUACCAUCAAUGGACACAACUACAACACGGGGUAUUACCUUGCAGAUGGCAUAUAUCCGCAGUGGGCAACAUUUGUGAAGACAAUUCCAAAUCCCAAAGGUGAGAAGAACAAAAAUUUCUCCCAGUUUCAAGAAGCAUGUCGGAAGGAUGUCGAACGAGCUUUUGGUGUUCUGCAAGCUCGUUUUGCUAUUGUACGUGGACCGGCAAGGUAUUGGGAUCCGGAGACACUCGGAGAAGUGAUGACAGCUUGUAUCAUCCUGCAUAACAUGAUAAUAGAAGAUGAGCGUGGAAAUCGUGUAGACUACCGCUACGAUAACAUGGGAGAACUAGUGACACCUUCUCACCGAGAGGCGGCUACAUUGACUCAGUUUCUUCAAGCUCAGAGUGAUAUUCGAGACAAACAAGUUCACUGUCAGCGGCAAGUUGAUCUAGUUGAGCACCUGUGGCAGAUCCGUGGACUGAUGUAG
Messenger RNA from Triticum dicoccoides, 1356 nucleotides. RefSeq lists its product as uncharacterized. The record is from RefSeq and is a predicted model, not a curated record. The coding region runs from base 295 to 1356 and encodes 353 amino acids. The transcript has 3 exons. NCBI's taxonomy places the organism in Eukaryota, Viridiplantae, Streptophyta, Magnoliopsida, Poales, Poaceae.